AUGGGCGUUGGGGGCGGCGGUGGCUGUCGAGUGCGGGCCCGCGACCAGGAACAGCUCCCAGGGCGGGCGCGUCGGACUUCCGAGGCGGCGGCUUCUGCCUCUUGUGCCGCCGCCGCCGGAGCUGCGGCUGCCGCGGAAGUUAAUUGCAACUUGACUUCAAGUUGUCUUCUUUCCCCAUCCGAAGGGGAAGGGGCCGGCGGGAGCUGCUCUCCGCUCGGCGGUCGCCGCGCCGGCAGUCUGGAGGCGCACCGGAGCGGCCGGGGCGCCCCCCGCGGGAGCCCGCAGCUCCCCGGGACGCGCAUCCAGCCGCGGCUCCUUUCGGCCGGGCACGAUGCGCCCGGGGGCUCGGCAGACCCCACGUCGCUGCGGCUCCCGAGCUUGUGCGACGCGGGCUGGCCGGCGGGGCUGCGAGGGCCCGGCCCGCCUCCCCAGCGCCCGCCCCGGCUUCUCCCCCUGGCGGUGGAGCCUCAGCGGCCGCCGGCUACACUGAGCGCGCUGGAGCCCGAGCCGAGCCGAGCCCGAGCCGCUGCCGCCGCCGCCGCCGCGCGCCGCUCCCAGGCUCCCUCCCAGCGCGCCGGCCGGGGUGUGGGGGGCGGCGGGCCGGAGGGACGAGGGCGGGCGAGAGGCGCGAGCUGGGAUUGGCGCCGAAGACCGGACCCUCAGACGCUAGGGAUGAGAGGAAGUACACAUCCUGAAGUUCCUGGUUGGAAUGUAUUUUUGAAGUUGAUUUGUCAAGCCAAACCUUUAGGGGCUAUCACGGCAAACACCUUAAGUGAAGGGGAACUCACCACUUAUACCUACCUCAAGGUAGAGAUUUUAUCUACAGAAGAGUUACUACAGGAUGAGAAAACUGAAACACUGAGAAGUCGAGUAGCUUGCUGAAGAAUAUGUAGCUGGUGAGUAGAGAAACAGACAUUUGAACCAGGCUCUCUGGCCACACAACCUGCACUUGAACCUGCCCUGGGCUGCUGGAAACAACCUAAAUAGCUAACAGCUGGAGACUUGUCAAGAUGUUGCAGGUCUCUGCUCUUAUAAGACCGGCUGCAGAACCCAGGGCUGAACCCGGGUAGGGGUCUGGAAAAGACCAAAGGGGAGCUUGCAUGUGAGAUCUCUUUGGGAACCCUGAAGCACUCUGUUAAUGAAAAGGGUAAAUUUUUUCUCUCUUCCCUUAUACCAUAAACUCCAUGAAAGCAUUUGACAGGAUCAGUUGUGUCGUCUUUAAAAAGAAAUGUUCGAUAAAGUAUAUACAAAAAAUCAUAUUAUAAACCUUAAGUCUUUGUAAUUUUUAUUGCCAAUUAUACGUCAACAAAAAGGGGGAAGUUAUAAAACAAUGAAUCAUUGAUUGAGUGAACGAAUCCAUGAAUUUUGUGGACUGAAUGUCUGUGUCCCCCCAAAAUCCAUAUGCUGAAAUCCCAUCUCCAAUGUGGUAGUAUUAGGAGGUGGGGGGUCUUUAGUAGGUAAUUAGGUUUAUAUGAGGCCAUGAGGGCAAAGCCCCAUGAUGGAAUUAGCCCUUACAAGAAAAGGAGGAGACACCAGCAUGUUCUCUCUCCACCAUGUGAUGAUACAGUGAGAAGGCAGCCAUCUACCAGCCAAGAAGAGGGCUCUCACCAAGAGCUAAAUCUACAGGUACCUUGAUCUUGGACUUUCCAGCCUCCAGAUCUGUGACAAUAAACGUCUGUUGUUUAAGCCACCCAGGUGUGGUGUUUGGUUAUAGUAGCCUAAGUGGACUAAGACAGUGAAUAAAUAAAUGAAUGAAACAAAACAAAGGCACAGAGUAGGAGAACAUGCAAUAUGAACAAGGAAUAAAGGGUUGUCUUUGAAUUUAUGUGGUGUAGCUGGGUGUUGGAGUGUAACCCAUUGCUAGGUGGGUGGAUGGAAAGCAGUGGUCCUCAGAGUAAGUUCUGUGGACUGGUAUCAUCUGGGAACUCAUUAGAAAUGCAAGUUCCUGGGCCCCCACCUAGGCCUACUGAAUCUGAAACUCAGGGGUGGGGCGGACAAUCUAUUUCAACAAUCCCUCUAGGUCAUUCUGGUGCAAAGCAAAGUUUUGAGAACCAUUACUUUGUACUAAUGCAGGAAGUUUGGAAAUAAUUCUGCUGUAAAUUCAGUGUUAAUGAAGGUUUUUAGCUGUGGAUGGAUAUAAUCAGAGCUGUAUUUCUAGGAUGAUGAGGCAUGAAGCUUUGCCUAAAAGAAUUUAUGGCUUUGAUGUAAAAAGCACCACUGGAAAUACUGGAAAACACAUUGUAUUCACCAAGCCCCAGAGUGAAAGAUUUUGAUUUUUCCUGAUUCCAGAUAAUAGCCACAUCAUCAGCUAAGAGGCAAAGCAAAGCCGGCAUUAUUCCCAAGCACUGGAGAAACCUGCUUGGUCUACAGAGACCAGACAGGAUGAGAAAGUUUCUGUGAAAAUAAAUCAGUUAACUACUAAAUAUGGUCCUCACUGAUCUCAGGGGGGCCUCUUAGUCCUGACCAGUUACGGGGAAAUAUGAAAUGGAACCUUCCAUAGCAAGACAAAUGGGCAGCUCUUCCUACAACUGGCCUCACUAGCUGAAAAAUGCAGCUCUGUCUUUAGGGCUGGUGGAGACAGGUCUGCCCAAGGGGAAGGUAUUGUAUGGAAGAGAAAUGAAGAGCCUGGGGGGAAAGCAGUUAUCUUAAGAGGGAGUCUAGAAGCCCAAGAUACAAGUGUCAGGUGGGCAAGGAGUAGGGAGGAGAAGGAUGAGGGCUGUUCAGAGUGGUUUGGGGCUGUUGGGAUGACCAAUCAUCUGGGUUUGCCCAGGACUCGGGAUGUUGGGGAUAAUCCCUGUCAAACCAGGGCAGAUGGCCACCCUACAACUCUGCACCCUCAGCUGUAUUGAAGACUUGGGGAGAAGACCUUGUGAAAUCAGGAGAAUCACUGAUCUAAGCCUUGUUUCUCAAAAUAUUGCCUACACACUGGCAAGGUCAGUGGGAGUUUGUGAGAAAUGCAGCUCCUCAGGCCCACCCUAAACCUGCAGGCUCAGACCUGCAUGACUGCAAGAACCCCAGGUGACAUGCAUGCACGUGGGCUGAGAAAGACUGCCUUGGCAGAUCCUGUGAGCCCUGGGUGGAGAGCAGAAUUUCUGGGCUGUGAUAUAGCUGAUGUCCAGGUUGGCCAGAUUCUAAGCUCGACCUGCAUCAACCCUGCCUGGGAGGAGCAGAAACAUGGAGAAGGUUACAUACUAGGGGCACCAGGAGCUGAGAGCAAAGAAGGAAAAGGACAGAUUACACAAAAGAGCCAAGGGGGCCUCCUGAACUAUUAACAGUAGUAGUCGUAGGAAUGUAGGAAAGCCAGAAAUCCAGCAAUUAUGUGGUGAGAGUAAAGCUAGAGAAAUAGUCUUCUGUUCCUAUACUGUGACCCUGUUUUGGUAAAACAACAACAACAACAACAACAACAAGCUGGUGUGGGCUGGGAAAUGAAUUACGCUGCAAAGUGGAGUCACGGCCCUGUGGGUAAGCUUUCAGAGGAAGAUAAAAAAGGAUCACCCACUAAAAGUAUUCAGCUUUAGCAUCUUGGCCUCACUCACUUGUGUAUCACUCAGAAACACAAAGCAAAUUCAGUUUUUUUUCUUUUUCUCUACCUGGUCUGAUCAUCAUGGGUUCCAACUCUGCAUUCUAGCAAGAAUAAUUUAAUUAUUCUUAACACUUAAUUAAUAGUGUUUCUUUUUCUGCAGCUUGAACAUAAUUCUUUGACUUGAAACAUUCUAACCCCUGGUUCUUAAACUCCAAACAUGCAGCAGAAUCACCUAGAGGGCAUGUUAAAACACAGAUUGCUGGGCCCACCCCCAGGGUUUCUGAUUCUGUACAUCUGGUAGCAACUUACAAUUUGCAUUUCUAAGGAGUUCCCGGUCGAUGCUUAUUAUUGGUCCAAGGAACACACUUUGGAACCUCUGAUUCAAGCUGUUCAGCAUGUUAUUCCCAUCCAAAUGUGAAGGGUUUCAAAAGUCUUAGAUUAAUACUUCUAAAAUUGGUUGACCUUUCUGUUCUAUCUUGGAUCAAAUACAUGGUCGUCCUGCGUAUGACGACUAUGCAGCUCAUGUCAUAAGCCACUUGCAGUGCUCGCUCAACACAUCUGCACUGGCCUGUAUCUUGUUCAACAAGACAAGUCUUCUGGUCACAUGCUAGGAUGUCCUGGCAAUGGCGGUUUGUGAUAAAAAUGUCUAAAUACCAAUUCUUACUUGUAUUUAUCUCACUUCAGACCAGUAAUAAUUUGUGGACUGGUACUGGCCCAUAGACCACAUUUUGAGUAAUGCUGUUUAGAUGACUCAGUGUUUCUCAGAUUCUUACCCUCUUCCUUCUCUUUCCCAAGAUAGCAUUUGGGUAUACAGGAUGGCAGGGGUCUUAUUUUAUCCUUGUGGCACCCUUGUAGCAUGCACCAUCCUCUAGAGACUCCAUGAUCCUUGGAUUUUCUCUGGAAUGGGGACCACUGAAAUGAAACGAGGUCCCAUCUAAUCUUUAGGAAUGAUGUGUGCUGCCAUAGCCCUGAACACUUCCCAUAGUACCCAAGUUCCAACCCUGUGGCCUCUUUCCCUGCUCCUAGAUGACUGCUAGUCUACCAGUAGUCUCACUGGGGAAGUAAGAAGUUCCAGAGACUCCUGUUUUCCACGUAAAGGCCAUUAGGAGGCAGAAAUGCCUUCUUUUUGCUUUUUUAAAGAUUUCUUUAUUUAUUUGAGGAGGAGGGGGAGGGGCAGUGGGACAGGGAGAGGAAAGAGAAUUUCAAGCAGA
This is a messenger RNA of Lutra lutra (Eurasian river otter), 4734 nucleotides long. Its product is annotated as transcription factor SKN7-like. The coding region runs from base 1 to 882 and encodes 293 amino acids. NCBI's taxonomy places the organism in Eukaryota, Metazoa, Chordata, Mammalia, Carnivora, Mustelidae. The transcript is spliced from 6 exons. The record is from RefSeq and is a predicted model, not a curated record.